AUGAUGACGGGCUUGAAGGUUCCCCGUGACCGCCCACGUCGUAACGAGACGCUCUACGUCCCCGACUGGACCGAGAGAGCCCCGGCUGCCGUGGACUGGAGGAGGAAAGGCUACGUGACGCCUGUCAAGAACCAGGGCCAGUGCGGCUCGUGCUGGGCUUUCAGCUCGGUGGGUGCGCUGGAGGGGCAGCUGAAGCGGAAGACGGGGAAGCUGCUCUCCCUCCGCCCCCAAAACCUGGCGGAUUGCGUGGGCCACCCAGACGGCUGCGGGGGCGUGUACUACGACGAGAGCUGCAACGCCGAAAACAUCAACCACGCGGUGCUGGCGGUGGGCUACGGCACGCAGAAGGGCACCAAGCACUGGAUCAUUAAGAACAGCUGGGGCGAGGAGUGGGGCAACAAGG
Cariama cristata (Red-legged seriema) is the source of this 403-nucleotide messenger RNA. Its product is annotated as cathepsin K-like. Gene Ontology annotation, molecular function: cysteine-type endopeptidase activity. Gene Ontology annotation, biological process: immune response. Lineage: Eukaryota; Metazoa; Chordata; Aves; Cariamiformes; Cariamidae. The record is from RefSeq and is a predicted model, not a curated record. Gene Ontology annotation, cellular component: lysosome. The transcript is spliced from 4 exons. The annotation marks the transcript as partial.